Molecule: messenger RNA, 543 nt
Organism: Laccaria bicolor S238N-H82
Lineage: Eukaryota; Fungi; Basidiomycota; Agaricomycetes; Agaricales; Hydnangiaceae
Exons: 2
Coding region: 1-543 (180 amino acids)
Source: RefSeq, a predicted model, not a curated record
AUGGCGCAUGCUGGUAUUCCGUUGAGUACUUCUUCGAAUAGUGGGGGAGCAGGAGCGGCAGGGGGAGGGGGGAAUGGGUGGUAUUUGGCUGGACAGAGUCAGAGCUCGGAAAACAGAGCCUCAGAAUAUUCACUCCCCACACCCAACGACCAUCAUCAACAAUACACCCCUUUCGUGCUUUCUUCAUCUCAAGAUAUGCAUCACCACCUUCCGCCUUUACACCACGCCCACCACCAUGCGCAUUCGCAUUCGCAUUCGUUGCCGAAGGGGCUAGACACGCAAGCUGUCAAUUUGAUGUCGCUCCCUUCUUACGAUCCUCUGACCCCUCAACAAGGUCAAGCUCAAAAUCAAGUACAGCUCCCCCCUCCUUCCCAUCCUCCUCCUUCCUCAGGUGCACCACAACAAGCACAACAGGGGGGACAACAGGGCCAACAACAGGGAGGGCAGCAGCAGCAAGUAGGCGACAAACAAGCCCUCCUAGCCCACGAGAAAAGAAGGAGGAGGAGGGAAAGCCAUAAUGCUGGAGCGGCGCCGGAGGGAUAA